Molecule: messenger RNA, 4667 nt
Organism: Hippopotamus amphibius kiboko
Lineage: Eukaryota; Metazoa; Chordata; Mammalia; Artiodactyla; Hippopotamidae
Gene: MYOCD
Product: myocardin
Exons: 13
Coding region: 73-2883 (936 amino acids)
Biological process (GO): cardiac muscle cell differentiation; smooth muscle cell differentiation
Source: RefSeq, a predicted model, not a curated record
UCCCGGGAGCCCGUUCCUGGUGGAAAUCAGGGGCCAUCUGGCCAGGGGACCAGCGGCUCGCUGAGACUCAACAUGACACUCCUGGGGUCUGAGCACUCUUUGCUGAUUAGGAGCAAGUUCAGAUCAGUUUUACAGUUACGGCUUCAACAGAGAAGGACCCAAGAGCAGCUGGCUAACCAAGGCAUCAUACCACCCCUGAAAAGCCCCCCUGAAUUCCAUGAGCAGAGAAAACAUCUGGAUAGUGACAAGGCUGAAGACACCCUGAAGCACAAGGUCAGAAACAGGUCCGACCGUGCAGAUGUGGUGAAAAUGCACAUACUCCAAGCCUCCACUGCAGAGAGAUCCGUUCCAACUGCUCAGAUGAAGCUGAAAAGAGCCCGACUCGCAGAUGACCUCAAUGAAAAGAUCGCUCUCCGCCCGGGGCCCCUGGAGCUGGUGGAGAAGAACAUACUCCCUGUGGAUUCUGCUGUGAAAGAGGCCAUAAAAGGUAACCAGGUGAGUUUCUCCAAAUCAGCGGAUGCAUUUGCCUUUGAGGAGGACAGCAGCAGCGAUGGGCUUUCUCCGGAUCAGACUCGAGGUGAAGACCUCCAGGGCUCAGCGGGAUCCCCCCCAGACACAAAAGCUACGGAGACCCCUUUGGUGGGUCCUCGGGGGACAAUACAGGAUCUUACUUCUGGCUCUGAAAAUGAGAGGAACGACUUGGCCCCACAGCCCGGCAACCAGUCCGACCUGGGGAAGCAGGGCCUCGGCCCCCUGGGCACCACCGUCCCUGUGCACGCUGCUGUCAAGUCCAAGUCCUUGAGCGACAGUAAGAACCGCCACAAAAAGCCCAAGGACCCCAAGCCAAAGGUCAAGAAGCUCAAGUAUCACCAGUACAUCCCCCCAGACCAGAAGGCAGAGAAGUCCCCUCCGCCCAUGGACUCGGCCUACGCCCGGUUGCUCCAGCAGCAGCAGCUGUUCCUGCAGCUGCAGAUCCUCAGCCAGCAGCAGCAGCACCGCUUCAGCUACCCCGGGCUCCACCACGCGCAGCUCAAGGAACCAAAUGAGCAGAUGGUCAGAAAUCCAAACCCUUCUUCAGCACCGCUGAGCAAUACCCCUUUGUCUCCUGCCAAAAACAGCUUUUCUGGACAAACUGGUGUCUCUUCUCUCAAGCCAGGCCCACUCCCAUCCAACCUAGAUGAUCUGAAGGUCUCUGAGUUAAGACAACAGCUUCGAAUACGAGGUUUGCCCGUGUCCGGCACCAAGACGGCCCUCAUGGACCGGCUCCGGCCCUUCCAGGACUGCUCUGGGAACCCUGUGCCCAACUUCGGUGACAUAACGACGGUCACUUUUCCGGUGACGCCCAGCAGCGCGCUGCCCAACUACCAGUCCUCCCCGUCCACUGGCGCCUUGUCCAACGGCUUCUACCACUUCGGCAGCACCAGCUCCAGCCCCCCAAUCUCGCCCGCCUCGUCCGACCUGUCGGUGGCGGGGUCCCUGCCGGACACCUUCAACGAUGCCUCCCCAUCCUUCGGCCUGCAUCCGUCCCCGGUCCACGUGUGCCCCGAGGAAAGCCUCAUGAGCAGUCUGAACGGGGGCUCCAUCCCUCCUGAGCUGGACGGGCUGGACUCUGAGAAGGACAAGAUGCUGGUGGAGAAGCAGAAGGUGAUCAACGAGCUCACCUGGAAACUCCAGCAAGAACAGAGGCAGGUGGAGGAGCUGAGGCUGCAGCUGCAGAAACAGAAGAGGAGCACCUGUCCCGAGAAGAAGCCGCUGCCCCUCCCAGCUGCUCCCAUCAAGCAGGAAGACGCCGUCUCCAGCUGUCCAUUUGCAUCCCCGCAAAUAGCUGUGGAGAGACAGAGCACCGGCCCGGAGGGCCAGCCACCGGCUCGUGAAGAUGCCCAGCUCCUGCCCCUCGGGAACACGCACUGCGCGGAGCCCUCAGGUCAAAGCAACGUACUUUCCUCCACAUUCCUCAGCCCGCAGUGCUCCCCGCAGCAUUCGCCCCUCGGGGCUGUGAAAAGCCCGCAGCACAUCAGUUUGCCCCCCUCGCCAAACAACCAUUACUUCCUAUCCGCAUCUUCAGGCGCCCAAGAAGAGCACAGGGUCUCCUCACCUGUCAGCAGCCAGGUGUGCAUGGCACAGAUGGCCGGUUUACACUCUUCUGAUAAGGCAGGGCCAAAGUUUUCAAUUCCAUCCCCAACUUUUUCCAAGUCAACGUCAGCAGUUUCAGAGAUAACCCAGCCUCCAUCCUAUGAAGAUGCAGUAAAGCAGCAAAUGACCCGGAGUCAGCAGAUGGACGAACUCCUGGCUGUACUCAUUGAAAGCGGAGAAAUGCCAGCUGACGCCAGAGAGGACCAUUCAUGUCUUCAGAAAGUCCCGAAGGUCCCCGGGUCCUCUCGCAGCCCCACUGCUGCCCUCCCCAAGCCCCCGGCUUCCUUUGAACCAAUGUCUGCAGGAGGCCAGCUCGCCUUCGAUCACUACAGCACCGACGGUGACGGGCACCUUGAAGUCUUAUUAAAUUCCCAGAGCCCCUUGGGGAAGGUGGGCGACGUCGCCCUUCUGAAAAUCGGGAGCGAGGAGCCUCCUUUCGAUGGGAUGAUGGAUGGAUUCUCCGGGAAGGCCUCGGAAGACCUCUUCAACACGCACGAGAUCCUGCCGGGCCCCCUCUCCCCCAUGCAGACUCAGUUUUCACCCUCGUCCGUGGACAGCAGUGGGCUGCCCUUAAGCUUCACGGAAUCUCCUUGGGAGAGCAUGGAGUGGCUGGACCUCACGCCGCCCAGCUCCACCCCGAGCUUCAGUGCCCUCUCCACCGGCGGCCCCAGCAUCUUCAACAUCGAUUUCCUGGAUGUCACGGAUCUCAAUUUGAAUUCCCCCAUGGACCUCCACUUACAGCAGUGGUAGAUGCCUGACGCAACGUGCUAAGGAAGACCAGUAGGAAUCCCACGGGGGAAAGCACACAACCUUAAAAAAGUACAUUAUUCAAAAGAAGGAGGAGGAGGAGUAGCUGGAGGAGGAGGAGUAGCUGGAGGAGGAGGAGGGGGAGGAGGAGCUGAAGAGAAUUAAAAAGAAGCAAUGGAGACUUCUGUGACAACCAACAGAACAAAUAGGAGUCUUUUCUAUACAGAUAGAUAAUGUAAUUUACCAACCUGCAGUGACUGUUGAUGAUUUCAGCAAUGCAUUCAAAAAUGUGCUUUUUCAAAUCAAGAAUGCCAAAAAAAACAAAAAUUAUUCUACUGCCUUUUCAAACACCAGUCUUUUUUUCUAGCCUGUUCUUUUUCUCAGAUGUUGUUGGGGCAUAAUCUCACUUUGUAAGCUUUUCUCAUGAAUUUAUUACACAUACUGUGGAAAGAGGUUGUAAGCUGUCUUGGGAGCACCAGGAAGCCAGUCCAUCGGAGGGGAUGGAAGACGUACCGUGAUGCAGGCUGCUUCCUGUCUCUCCAUCACCUGGCUUGCAAAAUAGAAGUCAGGCCCCGUGUCAGGUUCUUAAGGCAGAACAGAGGGACAAGACCCAUCCAUUCCCAGGGAAGUGAAACACAGCAUCCCUCAGCCCCAAAGCUGCCCCGUUGCAGUGGCCCCAGUCCUGUACCCAGGACUCCGUGUGGUCGUUGAUAACAACCGACCCAACUUUGGUCCAAAGAACUCCGCCUAGAAUUUCCCUCUUUCUCAGCCAGUAGCUGAAUCACUCCCACUGUCUCCGUGGUGAUAAGUGUUGUGAAACAGGUGAGAACCCCAAAGCAAGAAGAAAAACAAAACCUCCUGCCAGAAAGUUCUCCAGCACAACCCUCGUAAGUGUCAAAAACUGGAGAUGACCAGGUAAGCAGGUCAGAAGGACCUCUCUAGCCUCAGGAAGUCGUAUCAGGGGUAAUUCAGACAGGACUAGAGAACAUCGAUUCACGUAUCAUGGGAAUAAAUACCGUGCGUUACUGUAACAGGACGUUUAUUUAUAGGAGUCAGACUUCUUUUUUUGUUUUCUUAUUGGUGGGAGGUGGUCUACCUCUGUUUUAUCUUUUUCCCACUCUACUUUUCUUUCAAGAUAUCCAUUCUUUCUUGCUCCUCUUUUGGAGAUCUUUCUUUUUCUGCCCCACAAUUGGGAGAAGAGGACUUAGCUGUCAAAUUCCUAAUAAAGCCAUAUGUUCAAAAGCUGAAAAUCGAGGUUCUCCUGGAGAACUCAUUCUCCAUAUGCAUGAUUUGCUGCGAAAGGAAGUCAAAAGAAUGUCCUUGGGAAGAAGCCAGUGACUCUGCCCAUCAGUCACAAAGCUCUUUCGACCCUCAUUUGGUUGACAGCAAUCACUGAUUUGGGUAGCUCUGGGGAAAUCAGAAAUCAUUAUAUUGUGAAGAUAAAUAUGCAUUACAGUUACAAGGAGAGAGAAUUUUAGGUCUGGGUUUCUGAAAGAAAACACAAUGGCACGUUGCGAAGAAUGGAAGGAGAGAAGAUGGUGGGCUCGUGUGCAUUCCUCCUCGCCUCUCGUGCUUUUGCUGGGAGGUGAGAACUUACAUUGCAGGGUCGUGUCUCUAAGGCUCACUGUGGUUCCAACUCACCGUUUCAUAGUGUUGCAUGCUGUAGGAAGUAGCUAUUGCUGUUUGUAUUUUUUAUUUAAAUCACUAAAGCACUGUUUUCUUCUUUUGUAAAAAAAAAAACAACAAAAAAAAAAACAAAAAAAAACAUUGUUCACUGCUCACUUAUG